Messenger RNA from Chara braunii, 2589 nucleotides. The record is from the annotation of a GenBank genome assembly. Lineage: Eukaryota; Viridiplantae; Streptophyta; Charophyceae; Charales; Characeae.
CGCUUUGCCCAGCACAAAGUGGAUUUCUUAGGACACUACGUAUCUGACCAGGGUCUCCACAUGGACGACGCGAAGAUCACUGCUAUUGCGGAGUGGCCCGCUCCCACAUCCGCCAAGCAGCUUCGCAGCUUCCUAGGCCUGACCAGCUACUAUAGUAACUUCAUCCGGGGAUACGCUAGGUAUUCCUACGUCCUUACCUCCACCCUCCUCCGGAAGAACCCACCCUGGGCUUGUUCACCCCUCCACGAGGACGCCUUCCGCCCUUUUAUCCUUACCACCGAUGCGUCAGACUUCGCUGUAGGAGCAGUGCUUUCUCAGGUCUUCCCCUCAUCUCCUGAUUCCUCUCAUCCUCGUAUCCCUCGCUUCCCACCACCUACCCCUACCACUGCUUCCCGACUGACGCCUACUCGUCCAGCUACUAACGAGCCUUCUAUUGACUAUUCUCCUACCAUCGUCGAGGACGGCACUGUCAAGUCUCGCUUAGGUGAUUGUCCGAUAGCCUUCUACUCGUGUCAGCUCCUGCCCGCCGAGAUAAACUACACUGCUGAUGAACAUGAGGUUCUCGCAGUAGUUUAUGCCGCUCGGCACUGGCGUCACUACCUGCACGGGGCACCAUUCACGGUGCGCACGGACAACUCUGUUGUCCAGGCUUUUCUGACAAAGCCGAAGCUCACUCCUCGACAGGCUCGCUGGUGGCGCGACCUAUCCGAGUUUAGUUUCACCACUGAGCACAUCAAGGGUGAGACUAAUCGGGUCGCCGAUGCCCUAUCCCGGCGCCCUGACCACGACCAGGAGCACAUCCAGCUCUCUUCCAUCUCGGUCAGCACCAUUCACCACUCGGUGAUCGACGAGUUUUGCACUCAGUACCGCCACUACCCCGACUAUCGCGACAUCCACGAGACCCUUCGGAGUGGCAACUUGAAGACCGUUCCGAACUACUCUCUCGGGGACAACGGUCUUAUAUACUGGCACGGUUCACAGGGCACCAGAGAGCCCCGUAUUUGUGUUCCCUCCACUGGACAACUACGUUUCCGAGCAGUAGCAGAGUUCCAUGACCAGGCAGCUGCCGGUCAUAUGGGUUUCCACAAGACGUUGGCUCGUGUGAGCCGCCUGUACGUCUGGCCGAAGCGCAAGGACUUUGUGAAGGACUAUGUCGCAGAGUGUCCCACCUGUCAGGAGGUGAACAGUGCGAACCACCUACCUUAUGGUUUGCUCCAGCCUCUUCCUAUCCCUGAGGGUCGUUGGCAGUCCAUCUCGAUGGACUUUAUCGGUCCUCUUCGACCUCCGACCCCCUGCGGUCAUGAUGCUAUCAUGGUCGUCGUCGACCGCUUCACGAAGCGUGCACACUUUGUUCCGUGUCGCUAUGCCAUCAGUGCACGUGAGGUCGCCGACAUUGUAUUUGACCGAGUCAUGCGUGACCACGGCUUACCUCUGAGCAUCAUAUCUGACCGUGACCCGCGCUUUACCAGCCAAUUCUGGCGACGGCUCCACGAGGUGUAUGGCACUCAGCUCCGCUUCUCCUCGUCUUACCAUCCUCAGACUGAUGGUCGGACCGAGAUCACAAACAGGACUCUCGGGGAUAUUCUCCGAAAGAUUGUUCGUGACGACAAGCAGUGGGAUCUCCAUCUUGCCCACGUGGAGAUAGCCUACAACCAUGCCGUCUCGCCAACCACGGGGAUGUCGCCUUACUAUUGCGACCUCGGCUAUCACCCGCGUGUUCCCGCGGACUUCCUUCGACCGUCCCAGAUGCACCCCGACACGAGUUGUCCCGCGCUGGAUGAUUCGGUUGCACACAUGACAUCGAUUAUGAAGACCGCACAUGAGCACAUAGCCGCUUCCCAGACUCGCAUGGCAGCACGUGCGAACCGAUCGCGGAUGGAUCACCCAUUCAAGGUCGGUGAUGAUGUGCUUAUCGACGCCCGCCACUUACAGCUCAAAGCGGGCACGCUUCGCAAGUUUCGGCGUCGUUUCUUUGGCCCAUGCCGCAUCCUCCAGGCCGUCGGCUCUGAUUCGGCAUCUAGCCCGGUCAACUUUCGUGUGAAGCUGCCCGACUACCUACGCCAGGCUCGUGCGCAUGAUGUCUACCACGUCUCGUUACUGCGUCCUUACCGCAGACCGUUUGAGCGUUUCGCUGGACGACCAUACGAGCGCCCUCCACCCAUCAUGGUGGACGGCCACGAGGAGUUCCUCGUUUCAGGCAUCAUUGGUCGCCGAGUCACCGACGACAACCCUCCCCACGUCGAGUAUCUCGUACGUUGGAAGGGUUACCCUGAUGAGGAGGUUACCUGGGAGCCCCUCGAGCACUUGCAGCACGCUCGCAUGUUGGUGCGUGCCUAUGACCGUGCUCGUCGUGCUGGGUUCACUGCUCCUCCUCAGCCCAUUGACCCUCCUCCUUCUCAUCCGGCUGAGGAGACCGCUGAAGUCGAGCCUGCUCCAUCUGAGGCACACCUUCAGCAGCAGCCGGAUGCCUCUGAGCGUCCACAGCGCACUCGUCGUCGUCCUGCUCGAUAUGACGAUUGACUCUGACUUACCUUCCCACGUCUUUGACUUCUCAGUACUCCAUCCACAUCAGUUUUGCUACUUCAGCUC